Messenger RNA from Eurytemora carolleeae, 466 nucleotides. RefSeq lists its product as uncharacterized. The transcript is spliced from 2 exons. NCBI's taxonomy places the organism in Eukaryota, Metazoa, Arthropoda, Copepoda, Calanoida, Temoridae. Bases 101 to 451 code for a protein of 116 amino acids. The record is from RefSeq and is a predicted model, not a curated record.
AAAACUACAUCACUAUAGUGAACUACUACAAGUCGUAUUGUUCUCUAAAAUUACUAACAAAGGGACUGUACACUGUAAAGUUUUAAUCAAGGGGUACAAAAUGGGUGGAUAUGGAAUGUAUAUGGUGUAUAUGUUCAUAUUUAUAUUUGCUGUGUAUUUACUCAGGUUUUUCUAUAUUCGCUACCGUAUCAGAGUAGAACUAGAAGAACUAGCUAGAGAGAGAGAACAGAGGGAAGCAAGGAGAUCACAUCAGAACGCUCAUCCUUAUUUUAUCAGAAUCAUGCAGCAGAGAACAGAACAAUUAACACAGGUUAGAGAACAGAACAGCCAACACAGCACAGGUCAAAGAACAGAACAAUUAACACAAAUUAGAGAACAGAACAGUAAAAACAGGAGACCAGAAAAUUUAACAAAGGUUAGAGAACAGAACAGUCAACACAGCACAGGUUAGAGAACAGAACAAUUA